AUGCCGUCCUCAUCGUCGCGCCUCUCAUCAACAUCACGUAUGGUCGUGGAUGUCGACGAAAAGAUUAACGAGAUCCUGAACUUUUCCCCCAAUAUCAAAUACAUUAGUUUCUCGCUUGAGAAUGUUAUGUCUAGUGCCAGUGGUGGUAGUAGCAGCAGCCCGGCUCAUCACCAUGGCAAUAACUUGUCAACCUUCUUGCCCCUUUUAACACCAGGGGGUGAUGUUACACCUAGCCAUGCAUCUGAAAAGCCAAAGAAUGCUUUCAACAUGAUGAUGUCGGACCGAACCAUGAAAAAGCCGGCUAAUAAACAAUGUGGUAAUGAUUUGGAUUUCCCCUAUGACAUGGUACCCAGUGACGUACAGUAUCACAUUCGUUUACUCACAAAUUGCCUGUGGUAUCUUGAUGGCAGAAAGGAAAUCAUAAAACAGAGAAGAGCAACAGAAUCUGAGAUAACUGAAGAUUUUCCUGCCAUGUUUGAUGUUGGCAAAUUUGAUGGGUUCCAACAAUGGCAAAAGUGGAAAACUAAGCCAAGACUUACUAAAAGUAUCCUUGAGAGUCACAGCAGGAAUCUUAUUACUCUGAUAGGUAAGCCAUUGACCAUAUCUUGGGAUAAGAAUUUAAAGUCAAGCAUAGAGACCCUUGCAGCACUACUGGAGCAAGUUGCCCUGUACCUGGAUAAUCACAACAAGCGCCAACAGGAAUACCAGUCAAAGUUGAUACCAGCACGUCAGAUCUCUGACAAUGCAUCAGUACAACACCAUCCAGCUGGACCAUUUGGUAUUUGCAAGAAGUCUCACCAAAUGAUAGAGGAUUCCUUGAUCACAAGUGAAGUCUACCAACCUCAUUAUCUUGAUCCUGAUGUCUAUUGUAAAUCCAUGUCAGCCUGCCAGAAGCACCGGUUUCUGCAAGAUAUAACUCUGUCUUUUCCUGUUGAUGUUCUCCGGUAUGAUCCUGGUGGUGGGACAGCCAGUGCUGACCAGCAUCCUGCAAUGGAUGAGAGGAUAAAGCUGGCAAUAUCUACUGAGCAACCAGAUAUGAUCUUAGAUCUCAGACAUCUCAACAAAGGUCGCCCUAGUGAAACUUUUGAUCAGUUCUUCAGUGUGCUGAAUAAAUUGAUUGAAGAAUUGGUUGCUGCAGAUGAUCGACGACAUGGGGUUGCUCAUAUGUCACAGUUUCUUUCUGUGCCAGAUUUGAUCAAACAAGUGAGACUCAGCUUACCUGAUGGUGUUCCUGUUCCAUCUGAGUCAACAGUGUACUUAUCAUUUGCCCCUCCUAACACAUGUUCUGAAGUGGCAAAACACUACACUGGUCGGGUAAAUCUCAAGCAUAAGGUCCAGUCUCGACAGCUCCGUCAAAGUCAUCCUGAUGCUCAUUAUGCUGCUGCACAAUGGAAGUAUAUGAGAUCUCUUGCUGUACACCUUGGUGGAGACAGGUGCAUUCUAAUGAGUGCUGAUGACAAAGCAAAGAUACCAGUCGGUGAACCAGGAUUGGCUAUAUCAAGUGGUGUGAGAGGUAAACAGUCUAUUGCACCUACUGAAGUUACCCUUGCAGCACUAGAUCAUGAUGUUCUACAGAAAGGAAGUAUUGUACCCAGUGUCAUACUUGAUAUCAGUAUCCCUGAUGUAACUGAAGAAUCAUUUUACAGAGGUCAGGUGUCAUUGACUCUAAAAGACUCAGUAUUUGAGGCAAGUUCCCCAAACAGAUUUGCUGCUGAGGUCUGUCAGUACUGGGAUAGUCUGCCAGAGGACCGUCGAGGAAAUAUCAACACCUUACUCCUUUUCGCUGAUGGUGGUCCUGAUCAUAUAUCAACAUUCGAACAUACCAAUGUUGAUCUAUUAGUUGCAGCAAGAACAGCCCCUGGUCAAAGCUAUAUCAAUCCUGUUGAAAGGGUAAUGUCUAUCCUGAAUGUUGCUCUACAAAAUGUAGCUAUUGAAAGGAGCAACUGUUCAGAAGAAGUAGAGAAGGCACUAAAGUCAUGUAAUACUGUAGAAAGCAUUCGUAAAAAGGAAGCUUUCAUCAAAGAAGAGUGGAAGCAAUCAAUGGCACCAGUUACACAAGUCAUUGCUGAGAGAAUGCAGCGCUGCUCGCUGAAAGAGAGAACCUUUGUGGUUUACCCACCAUCGUCACCUGAAGACAUAAAUAAAGUGUGGCAGACAGCCAUUUCAAUAGACAACCAACUUGAAGUAGGGAAACUUCAACAACAGCAAGUGAAAAACAAAAAACAGUACGAAGCUUUCAAAGAGAAACACUGUAAAGAACGACAUUAUUGUUUUCAGAUACGGAAAUGUAAUGAUGAAGAGUGCUGCCAAAGAACUGACAAUUCUGAUCCAGAUUGGUUGCCAGAUCCAGUAGUGGGUGAUGAUAGUAAUUACAAAGAUUUCAGUAUUGUUUAUGGUACAGAGACAACAGAUGAAAACAGACCCUCUGUCAAAUUCUCCACGAAAGCUGUGACUGCAGAAGAACAGGUCAUCCCUUGGAUGGGGUUGUCUUCUCACGGCUUGGGAUAUCGUGUGCCAGUCCUGUUGAAUGGGCCUUUUACAGUUCCAGGAAGGGAUCCCUCACAGUCUGCUGUCAUUGUGGAUCAAAUGCAGGCACGCUAUAGAUUAAAGUUUUUAUUCGAUAUUGAUGAAACUUAG
This is a messenger RNA of Lottia gigantea (owl limpet), 2637 nucleotides long. RefSeq lists its product as hypothetical. Lineage: Eukaryota; Metazoa; Mollusca; Gastropoda; Lottiidae. The transcript is spliced from 9 exons. The coding region runs from base 1 to 2637 and encodes 878 amino acids. The record is from RefSeq and is a predicted model, not a curated record.